This is a messenger RNA of Nematostella vectensis (starlet sea anemone), 1594 nucleotides long. Its product is annotated as LIM domain only protein 3. Bases 390 to 854 code for a protein of 154 amino acids. Gene Ontology annotation, biological process: positive regulation of transcription by RNA polymerase II. NCBI's taxonomy places the organism in Eukaryota, Metazoa, Cnidaria, Anthozoa, Actiniaria, Edwardsiidae. The transcript has 3 exons. Gene Ontology annotation, cellular component: nucleus. Gene Ontology annotation, molecular function: transcription coactivator activity; DNA-binding transcription factor binding. The record is from RefSeq and is a predicted model, not a curated record.
ACAAACCCCGAUCAUAUAAAAACCUAUUUAUACUUGUUGGACGCACAAUUGUGGACUCGGUCUCUUCCUCUACACGGUCGUUUGUGAGGUUCGUGCGAACGAAGAGAUUAUAUUUUAGCCCCUGGGUACCCAAUACCGGUUUCCCAUGAGUCAUAGGACUAGCUAGUGUCAUGUUAGAACAAUAGAUCUGCAAUACGACUACCUAUUGGGUAAUUGACAGCGGCUAAAAGCAGGAAAUGGCCUCAAAUACAGCGCUAGCCGCUUGGUUUAUUUAGUCUGAAGAGAUCUCCUACAAGCCAACAUUGAUUUGGUCGUGGGAAUUGCGCCACUAACAAACCUUUCGACUUCCCUAGAGGAUCAUAUUCGGCUGAUUUCUCGUUGCUUACGCCAUGACUACAACAGAAAAGUGUGAGCUCUACAAAGAACCAGCAAGCAAGCGGACUUGCGGUGGAUGUGGCGUGCUUAUAAACGAACGGUUCCUACUCAAAGCCUUGGACAGAUACUGGCACGAAGACUGCUUAAAGUGCUCUUGUUGCGAAUGCCGGCUUGGAGAGGUGGGCUCCACCCUCUACACCAAGGCGAAUCUCAUCUUAUGCAAACGAGAUUAUUUAAGGUUGUUCGGCACUCGAGGGUUCUGCUCCGUCUGCUGCAAGACUAUCCCCGCGUUCGAGAUGGUAAUGCGAGCCCGCGAUAAUGUCUAUCACCUUGAAUGCUUCUCCUGCCAACGCUGUAAUCAGCGGUUUUGCGUCGGAGACAAGUUUUACUUGUUUAAUAACCGGAUUCUUUGUGUGGACGAUUACGAGGAGAUGAUGUCAUACAGAAACAUGGACCAUGGCAGUCGGUACAUAGUGUGACCGGGAAGCCAGUUAAAUGUUGGCUAGAAUUUGAGUGAAAGGUGACCGCGCAUGUGAAAUAGCGCAAUUGGAGUCUUGGUCUGCUGUUGUCCUACACUGGUAUUUCAGUGCCUUAGAUAGCUUGAGCGUCGAUGAGCCCUCGAGCGGUCAGCGUCAGUAAGUGAGAGACAUCGAGAAACUAGGACCAUGGUAAUUGUUACUGCGGAAGAAGGAAAAAUAUGUUUUUUUAGCACAAAGCAGGUUAAGAUACAUGACAUCAGAUAUAAAAACGUAUGCCUUUGACGGACUGCAUAUCACAGGUUUUAUACUGCCCUAUAGAGUCUACUGAAUGUGUUCGUCUCGGCAGAGGGAUAAAAGAGCUUAAAGAUGCCCUAUUCAGUCUACUGAAUGAGUUUGUCUGGGUCAAUUGAGUGUAUAAUACGCUUAUAUGCGCUAUACCGCUCAGUCUAAUGCUGAAGCUUCAAGAUAAUUAACUCUUUAUCUCGAGUGUAUAAUUCUGUUUAUUGUAAAUAACACACUUUACCGACUAAUAUAUUAGACUUUACGGUGUAAAUAAAUUUUGUCCCAGGUGUUAUAAAGAUUUUUUUUUCUUCUAGCCAGGGAAUCACGUUUAUUACAUUAAAAUACGAUGGCAAAUCAACGGGAAUGACAAAUAGACUGGGAGAAGUGGACACGGUGAUGUCAAGCCGUGAAUGAUUCUCUGAUGUCAAAAACGAAAUAAAAAAAUUGUCAUUGUUAAA